Messenger RNA from Emys orbicularis (European pond turtle), 1953 nucleotides. RefSeq names its product XK related 4 (gene XKR4). The record is from RefSeq and is a predicted model, not a curated record. The transcript has 3 exons. Lineage: Eukaryota; Metazoa; Chordata; Testudines; Emydidae. Bases 1 to 1953 code for a protein of 650 amino acids. Gene Ontology annotation, cellular component: plasma membrane. Gene Ontology annotation, biological process: phosphatidylserine exposure on apoptotic cell surface; engulfment of apoptotic cell; apoptotic process involved in development.
AUGGCCGCGAAGUCGGACGGGCGGCUGAAGAUGAAGAAGGGCGGCGAGGUGGCGUUCACGCCGCUGCAGAACUCGGACCACUCGGGCUCGGUGCAGGCGCUGGCCCCGGGGCUGCCCUCGGGCGCGGGGCCGGGCGGCGGCGACGACGAAGCACCGGGGGGCGGCUGCUGCAGCGGCAGCGGCGGGGACGGCUCGGGCGGCGGCCCCAGCUGCUGCUGCGGCGGCGGUGGGGGAAGAGGCGGCGGUGGCGGCUCCCGGGGCUCGGGCGGGGGCUCGUCGUCGCUGUGCCUGCGGCUGGGCCGGGAGCAGCGGCGCUACUCGCUGUGGGACUGCCUGUGGAUCCUGGCCGCCUUGGCCGUGUACUUCGCCGACGUGGGCACCGACAUCUGGCUGGCGGUCGAUUACUACCUGCGGGGCCAGCGCUGGUGGUUCGGGCUGACCCUCUUCUUCGUGCUGCUCGGCUCCCUCUCCGUGCAGGUGUUCAGCUUCCGCUGGUUUGUGCACGACUUCAGCACCGAGGACAGCGCCGCCGCCGCCGCAGCUGCCGGCCACUGCCCGGCAGCCGAGAGCAAACUGCUGGUGAGCAGCGGCUCGGCGGCUGGGGACAUGGACGCCCCUCGCCCCUGCACGCCGCAGAGGCAGGCGUCCAACGCCAGCAAAAGCAACGCCACCACGGCCACCAACAGCAGCAACAGCAGCAGCACCAGCGGCGGCAGGGCCGGCAAGAGCAGGUCCGCCUCCUGCGCCUUCUGCAUCUGGCUCCUGCAGUCCCUCAUCCACAUCCUGCAGCUCGGGCAGAUCUGGAGGUAUUUCCACACAAUAUACUUAGGUAUCCGCAGUCGACAGAGUGGAGAGAACGACAGAUGGCGGUUUUAUUGGAAAAUGGUAUAUGAGUAUGCAGAUGUGAGUAUGCUGCACUUGCUAGCCACGUUUCUGGAAAGUGCACCACAGCUGGUUCUGCAGCUCUGUAUUGUUGUACAGACUCGUACUCUACAGGCUCUCCAAGGUCUUACAGCUGCAGCAUCUCUUGUGUCCCUGGCUUGGGCUUUGGCUUCCUACCAGAAAGCCCUCCGUGACUCCCGCGAUGACAAGAAACCCAUCAGUUAUAUGGCUGUUAUAAUCCAGUUUUGCUGGCAUUUCUUCACAAUUGCAGCUAGGGUCAUUACUUUUGCUCUCUUUGCCUCAGUUUUCCAGCUGUACUUUGGGAUCUUCAUAGUCCUCCACUGGUGUAUCAUGACCUUCUGGAUCGUCCAUUGUGAAACAGAGUUCUGCAUCACUAAAUGGGAAGAGAUAGUGUUUGAUAUGGUUGUUGGGAUUAUCUAUAUCUUUAGCUGGUUCAAUGUCAAGGAAGGAAGGACACGUUGUAGGCUCUUCAUUUACUAUUUUGUGAUCCUUUUGGAAAACACUGCCUUGAGUGCCCUCUGGUAUCUGUACAAGGCCCCACUGAUCUCUGAUGCUUUCGCCAUACCGGCACUGUGUGUGGUGUUCAGCAGCUUUUUAACAGGCAUUGUUUUUAUGCUGAUGUACUAUGCCUUCUUUCAUCCCAAUGGACCAAGAUUCGGGCAGUCGCCAAGCUGUGCUUGUGAGGACCCUGUCGCUGCCUUCACUAUGCCCCCAGAAGUGGCAACAAACACUCUAAGAUCUAUCUCUAACAAUCGGAGUGUCACAAGUGAUCGGGAUCAGAAAUUGGCAGAGAGGGAUGGGUGCGUGCCUGUCUUCCAAGUAAGGCCCACUGCACCUUCAACACCUUCAUCCCGGCCGCCAAGGAUUGAAGAGUCAGUCAUUAAAAUUGAUCUUUUCAGGAACAGAUACCCGGCCUGGGAGAGACACGUGUUGGACAGAAGCCUGAGGAAGGCUAUCUUAGCUUUUGAAUGUUCCCCCGCUCCUCCACGGCUACAGUAUAAAGACGAUGCCCUUAUUCAGGAGCGUUUGGAAUAUGAAACUACUUUAUAA